Ricinus communis (castor bean) is the source of this 2948-nucleotide messenger RNA. RefSeq names its product myb-like protein X. Gene Ontology annotation, cellular component: nucleus. Bases 320 to 2326 code for a protein of 668 amino acids. The record is from RefSeq and is a predicted model, not a curated record. The transcript has 13 exons. NCBI's taxonomy places the organism in Eukaryota, Viridiplantae, Streptophyta, Magnoliopsida, Malpighiales, Euphorbiaceae.
CCGAGCUGAGCAAUAUGUUAACCUCAUUUGUAAGAUAAAAAUGAAAUUUAUGCAUACCAUGUCGUUUCGGUAACCUCCUCAUGAUUCCGAAAAUACCCUCAAUACCUUUUUCUUUUUUUUUUUGAGAAAUAUCCUCGCUAACACUUCCACUGCAUGCCAUUUUCGAGAGAAAAAAGAAAACGGACUGGAAAAACUCAAAAAAAAAAAAAAAAGUUUUUGUGUUCUCCACGAGAAGGGAAAGGAAAACAAAAAAAAAAAAACUUGAACUUUCACCCCGGAGUAGCAUCGUCCACUUCGGAAUACGAAGGAGACUAAAGAAAUGGUUUCAGAUUCGGACCUCGUGACCCGACUUCGCGAAAUUCUCCAGGACUCUGACCUUAACACGGCCACCGCUGGCAGUGUCCGCCGGAAACUGGAGGAAGUUUUCGGCGUUGAUUUAUCGGAUAGGAAAGCAUUUAUUAGGGAACAAAUCGACAGUUACCUCGAAACCCUGGAGAAUGACAAUAAGGAAGACGAAGAAGAAGACAAACCAGAGAAUGAAAUGCACAAUGAAGAAGAAAAUGAAAAUGAAAACGAUGCCGCUGAAGAAAAUGAAAAACAAGAAGAAAAUGAUGAAAACGAGCAGAGUGAGGAGAGUGAAAGGUCAAAAAAGGCAAAGAAAAGGGGAGGUGGAUUUACCAUGCUUUGUAGCCUCUCUCCACAGCUUCAUAAGUUUGUUGGGGUCUCUGAAUUAGCUAGAACUGAGGUUGUGAAGAAACUUUGGGCCUAUAUCCGGGAGAAUGAUUUGCAGGACCCAAAGAAUAGGCGGAUUAUAAAAUGUGAUGAAGCAUUGCGUGAUCUUUUUCGUGUAAAUUCGAUUAAUAUGUUUCAAAUGAAUAAGGCCCUCUCCAAGCAUAUUUGGCCAUUAACCGCACAAGCUGAAAAUGAGAAGCUGAAGGCAAAAGAUGAAGAUGGUGAUGAUUCUGUAUCAGACUCAGAGGCAUCUAAUGACCCUGGCAAGGAAGAGGAAGAUGAAGAGGGUUCCGUGUCGGAGGGAUCUAAUGACCCCAGCAAAGAAGAGGAAGAUGAAGAAGAGAAAAUGGAAGAGGACGAAGAAGAGGAAGAGGAUAAUAAAAGAAGCAAGAAAGGAAGGGCUACUAAGGUGAAUAAGGAUGUUAAGAAAAGAGGAGGCGGCUUCACGAAAUUGUGUAGCCUUUCUCCACAACUUCAAGAGUUCAUUGGAGAGUCAAAAUCGGCCAGAACAGAGGUUGUGAAAAAGCUUUGGGUCUAUAUCCGGGAGAACAACUUACAAGAUCCAAAGAAUAGACGGAUUAUAUUAUGUGACGAAUCAUUGCGAGCUCUUUUUCGUGUUGAUUCCAUUAAUAUGUUUCAAAUGAAUAAAGUUUUGUCCAAGCACAUAUGGCCAUUAAAUGAGGAGGAAGAAAAUGAGAAGCUGAAGGCAAAAGAUGAAGAGGGUAAUGAUUCUGUGUCAGAAGCAUCUAAUGGCUCUGGAAAAGAAGGGGAAGAUGAAGAAGAGAAAAGUGAAGAGGACGAAGAAGAGGAGGAGGGAGACAAAGAGGAAGAGGAAGCAGUGGAGAAAGAGGAUAGUGAAAGAAGCAAGAAAGGAGGGGCUACUAAGGUGGAUAAAGAUGUAAAGAAAAGAGGAGGUGGCUUCACUAAAUUGUGCAGUCUUUCUCCACAACUUCAAGAGUUCACUGGAGAGUCUGAAUUAGCCAGAACAGAGGUUGUGAAGAAGCUUUGGAUCUAUAUCAGGGAGAACAAUUUACAAGAUCCAAAGAAUAAAAGGAAUAUAUUAUGUGAUGAAUCAUUGCGCACACUUUUUCGGGUUGAUUGUAUUAAUAUGUUUCAAAUGAAUAAGGUGUUGUCCAAGCACAUAUGGCCAUUAGAUGAGGAGGAUGCAGAAAACUCAUUACAAAAAGAGAGACGAAGUAAGCAACAGAGAGAAGAAGAUUCAGAUGAGCCAAAACAGAAGGAAAAACGCCAGAAGAAAGGAGUUUCUGGUCUUCUUGUUCCCCUUCCACUCUCAGAUCCUCUUGUAAAAUUUAUUGGCACUGGCGAAAAUGAAUUAUCUCGGGCAGAUGUUGUAAAGCGAAUAUGGGGAUACAUAAAACAAAAUGAUCUGCAGGAUCCAUCUGACAAGCGGAGAAUCCUAUGUGAUGAUAAGCUAAAAGAAUUAUUUGAGGUUGACUCAUUCAAUGGCUUCUCAGUCUCAAAGCUCCUGACGGCUCAUUUCAUUAAAAUGGAACAAGGAGCAGUGCAGGGGUGUUAUCCUCCUAGACAGGAAUUGCAAUAUAUGGGACAUCUUGGAGGUUUGCAGGGCCUUUAGAAAGUGUAGAUAAAUUUGCCACUGGGAAAGCCAGCUUGCCAUGCAUUGUGGUGUUUCAGGGAGCCAGGUCAAGAAAAUAAGUCCAGAAAAUUUUCAUACUCCGUUUGGUUCUUUUCAGCAUAUUUUGUUUUGCUGACAUGUAUUAUGUCCUCAUGCCGAUUAUGUUGCCCGAUUGGUGAGUUUUGGCCAGGGAUGAGAAAAUAGGAUAGCUGAAUAUGGCGUGGCUUCAAAAGUUGCAAGCUUAUGGCUGUGUAUGGCUCAUUGUUCUUUGAUACUAAAAUCAAUUUCUUGAUUAACUGAAGUGCUAUUGCCGACUACAAAUGCUAACUUCGACAUAAAAUACUUGAAGCACUUGUUUGUGGAAGUGUCUAGAUCUCACGUAUCUUGUCUUAAAUUGGGAUCCUAAAUUAAUUCUGAUUUAUGACAAUGAUUUCUCUAAAUGAUGAUCAGCUCCGACUUGUAUUAUCUCGUUUUCUGGUUUGUUUCGUAAUCAUGUAUGGGAUCUGCAUAUGUGUAAUAGCAGCGCAGCAGCAGCUUUAAUGUAAUAGGUGCUUAUAUUAACAACAAUAAAGUGCAUAGUGUUGUUGUAUUAUAUUGAUUAGAGAAACUAACAUGAAGCAUG